AUGAGCUUCCUCAACAGUGUCCUUUCUUCCAUCGGCGGCGGCGCAGGCCAGUCCCAGUCGCAGUCUGGACGAGCCGCCCCCUCGCAAGCCCCCGUCACAAAACCGACGCAAACACCACGUGUCGGUGGCCCAAGCAACGGCGUGUCAUCAACAACGGCACCCAAGCGCAAGGCCGAAGGCGAGCCAGCGUCCGUACCUGCGAAGGCUGUCCGUAGGGACCUGGAUCCGUCCCGUUCAAAUCCUGUAUCCCGUACCAGCACCGCUUCUCCGGUGGUGAAACCCGCCACUCCCGCAUCGUCAAGCUCGAUGCCCUAUCGCGGCACCGCUCAACCAUCCGGCUCCGCCGUCGCUCGCAAACCCACCACGUAUGCGUCGGUCGCCAAGUCGGGCCCCUCCACUAAUGCCGCCGCCGCGAAGCCCGUGCCGAAGCCCGUCACGAAGCCCGCGCCCGCAGUCUCAGCAGCACCAGCUGCAUCCGGACCGGCACCGAAGAAGGGAUCAUACCAAGAGAUUUUGGCCAGAGCAAAGGCGGCACAGCAGGAAAAGCCGCCGGUUGGUGCUAUCAAGCACAAACCGCUUGAGAAGCUGACCAAGAAGGAGAAACUUGCUCUUCAAGAGAAGAACAAGCAGGCAGCCGCUGCUGCAAAGGACCCGAAGCUUGCACUGAAGCAGGGAUUGAAGCCGGGACUGAAGGGACCUGCCAAGGGCGUUGAUGCAAAGGCUGGCGAGGCUGUGAAGGAGAAGAAGAAGGCGCCGGACCUAGGCUACCAGGGCACCAUGCGCGGCACCAUGCGUCCAGCCGCAAAGGAACCCGCUUAUCAGGGAACCAUGCACAAGGGUGCAGCAGCAGCACGCAGACCCGGACUAGACAGAGGCGACAGGAGCAGAAGUGGCUCACUUGGUCCACGACCCAUGGAGAAACGCUACCGAUACUACGAGGACGACGAUGAAGAGGAGGAAGAGAACUACGAUUCAGAGGGGUCUUCAGAUAUGGAGGCGGGCAUAUUCGACGUGGAUCAGGAAGAGCAGAUGAGUUUACGUGUGGCCAGGAAGGAAGACGAGGAAGCACUGCGUGAGGAAGAAGCGCUCAAGCGCAAGAAGCUCGAGCGCAAGCAGAUGCUGGAGAGGAUGAACUCUCAGGCCAAGAAGAAAAGGGCUUACUAG
Messenger RNA from Diplodia corticola, 1164 nucleotides. RefSeq names its product proteophosphoglycan ppg4. NCBI's taxonomy places the organism in Eukaryota, Fungi, Ascomycota, Dothideomycetes, Botryosphaeriales, Botryosphaeriaceae. The record is from RefSeq and is a predicted model, not a curated record. The transcript is spliced from 2 exons. Bases 1 to 1164 code for a protein of 387 amino acids.